AUGGAUCCCCACACCCAGUCCGGCGCCAUUUCCCUCGUGCCCCUUGACACUCAGAGGUCGUCUCCGCCUUCCGAUGGCGCACACAUUGUCCAGGAGCAGGCUAGCCUUGCCUUUGUCAAGGGCGGAAAGCGAAAAAGGCUGAGCAAGGUGAGAUUUCACUUGACUCGCGGUUACGACCUCGCCAACGUCAUCCGCGCCAGGCCUGCGAUGCGUGCCACAAAAGCAAGCGGCGCUGCGACGGUACAGGUCAGUGCCAGAGCGUCCAUUUGCCUCGAGCUUGCUCUCAUUGCUCCUAUUCGUACUCCCAGCGCCGUGCAUUAUUUCGCCUCAAAGAAAUGCACAUACACCGAUUCGUCUGGUCGCCCCGUGCCAGCACCGCGGAAUGGGAACCAAGAGCGUCCCAUGGGCCCGAGUCUGGACAUUCCCACGAAUCAUGCAGGAGAUCUGUCCCCUCCCAUGCCUCACCAGGACAAAAAUGACAAUCACGCAGCCGCACCCCCCAAACGCACACGCUCCGACACGAGUUCCGCCAAUACAUCGCCACAGCAUUCUCCGGGACUGGAUCACCCGAAAAUUCCCUCUUCACCCCUCCUUGACCCUGACACCACUCACGAGCUAGUGAAUUUGUUCUUUGCCCAUUGCAAUCCACACAGAUUGAUCUUCCACAAGCCGUCAUUCUCCGCGGCGCUCAGCCACAACAGGCUACCGGAGUAUCUUGUACUCGCUGUCUGCGCCGUCGCCGCGCCUCUGUCCAAGUCCGUCUCCGCUCGAGCGUCGCUAGCGCGCGUAGCAGGCGUGCCUUUCUACGAAGAGGCCGUCUCCAUCAUGUUUGAUAAUGCGGGCCGCCUGUUGAGCGAGCCGAGCCUCGCAACGGCGCAAGCCCUCUGCUUGAUGGAGAUGCACGAAGUGGCAGCGAGCCACUCGUGGACGAAACACUACAAGUAUUUUGAUCUGGCGCUGCGUGUCCUCGAGGAGAGCCUAGAGGUGCACGUGUCCGACGACCAGGUCCGCCGACCGGCGGCAUCCCCGCCGCCGGAUUCCCUGGAUACAUACAUCGAGCGCGAAUGCACGCGCCGCUGCUUCUGGCUAAUCCAAUGCAUGGGCUGGAUCAACGCGAUCUACACCUAUCGUCCGAUGCGCCCCCGUAGCGUCGAGAUGAUGGCGACGAUGCGACUUCCCAUUGAUGAAACAACGUUCGACCUCGCCGUGCACUGGAAUUCAGCGACAUCUGAGUUUCUACACGUUCCCGCGCCGCGGACGCGAUACGCGUCGCACUUUGGACAUGUAUGCCGCAUCCUCUCCAUCUACACUAACGUGCAGAACGCGCUAGCCCGGAAUGAGGGCCCAGCGCGUGAGUCUGUGAUCCGUGACUGUAGACGGACGUUGGAUGCAUGGGCAGAGUCGCUACCCGCACACCUCCGCUUCUCGGAGGAAAAUCUUGAAAAGCAGACGACCAUGUUCGAAACGAGCUCGAAUACGGGUGCCUGGUGUUUUUGCUUCAUGCACGCUCUCCACCCGUGCUGUUGGCUCGCAUUGGAAGAGGGCGAAGGGCGAUUAGGCGAACCGGUACCGUGGGUGCGCGACCAGCUAGGGAUGAUCUUCGAAGCCACUGGAACUCGGGCCAAGAAUACCAUUCUCUCCGCAUGUGUCCUUUGGUCAUAUAGCAAGUAUCACCCGGACGACAAACGGCUGCAUAAAUGGGACACAGACUUUGAAAAGGUUUGGGGAUUCCGUGUCACCGUGGUGGCCGAUCAGUGGCGGCAUGUCCAAGAGAAGGAGCGAGCCCAGGCAGCGGUGCCGGCGGCGAUUGCGAGCUCUAAACAUCGAGAUAAUGUCGCACGUCCUGGCUCAACGGCUGCGUCAGCCGGCGUGACCACCGCGCCUGUAGAAAGGAUGUCCGGAGAACUGGGUGUACAGUUUCACGGAGAUGCGAGCGUGGACGGCCGGCUGAAUGGAAGCCAGAACGCGCGUUAUCAUCGACCCGCGUUCCAUCCUGAGGCUGAGCAGGCCGCUCAGCCGCCGCACGCGCGGAAUCAGCGCGAGACGGCACAAAAUUUACCUUCGUUGAAAGCGAGUGGACUCCUCGAGGCGUCGCGGUGGAGAGCGCCUUCGGAGGCGUUCGCGAACACGCUAUCGAUCUCGUCGUUGCCGCCUCCGCUGGACAACGAUGGAAGAAUAGCAUCGCGUCACCACUCCCCUGUACGACCUGCGAAGGGACCCGCAGCGACGACACCAACUAUGCCUGUCGGACUCGAUUGGCUGGGCAAUGGCUCGUAG
Molecule: messenger RNA, 2277 nt
Organism: Fibroporia radiculosa
Lineage: Eukaryota; Fungi; Basidiomycota; Agaricomycetes; Polyporales; Fibroporiaceae
Exons: 12
Coding region: 1-2277 (758 amino acids)
Biological process (GO): DNA-templated transcription
Cellular component (GO): nucleus
Molecular function (GO): DNA binding; zinc ion binding
Source: RefSeq, a predicted model, not a curated record